AAACUCCAGCCUUCGAACGUCAUCGAACUUGUUUGUGAUGAACCUGACUACAGCUGACCUCAUUAUGUCCUUGUUAGACUUCCCCAUGUUUGCAGUGUCCAGUUUUAAUGGCUGCUGGCUGCUGGGAUAUACUGGAUGUCAGAUGUACGGUUCUACGACAUCACUGUGUAGCCUGGUGUCCAUCAACACUCUGGCUGCCAUCUCAUUUGAUCGCUACUUCGCCGUCGUUCACAGACUCAGCCCCAUGCACAAAAUGAAGAAAUCCACAAGCGGCGUGAUCAUCGCGUGCAUAUGGUUGCUCAGCAUCACCUGGUCACUGAUGCCAUUGUUUGGGAUAGGCACCUAUCGUCUGGAGGGUCUGGGAACAUCGUGCACGUUCAACUACAUUGAUCAAGGUCACACAUAUCGAUUGUUUUUCUUAUGUCUGGUGACCUUCAACUUCUUCAUUCCGUUGUUAAUUAUAACUUAUUCUUACGCUCAGAUAUUUGCAUAUGUCAAACGAGUGAAGAGAGAACUCAACUCUCUGGAAACGGUGCCAGACGCAAAGGCUCGACGAAAACAGAUAACAACAAAAGCUGAAAUCAGAACGGCGAUAACAGUAAUAGUGGUUAUAACUAUUUUCUGUACAGCGUGGACGCCCUAUGUGGUUAUUGCAUUUAUAGGUUUGUUCGGACCAAGAAACAGCAUCACGCCUCUAAUUUCAGCCUUUCCCAACGUUCUUGCCAAGGUUUGCACAAUCUCUAAUCCAAUUCUAUACACAUUUGGCAACAAAGAUUUAAGAAGGAAGACGAAGGCUUUAUUCCUGUUCAAACCCAGGCAGUCCUCACUACGUUCCACUUACGCAACUGCCGGUAUCACCAUCCAAGAACAUUCCUUGAUAAACCAUAUACCAAUGCAUUCAUAG
Candidula unifasciata is the source of this 904-nucleotide messenger RNA. Lineage: Eukaryota; Metazoa; Mollusca; Gastropoda; Stylommatophora; Geomitridae. The record is from the annotation of a GenBank genome assembly.